CUUCUCAACAGACAGACACAGAGACAGAGCCAAUCUCUUUCCCAUUGUCUCUUUUGCGGAUCAGUUCUGUCGUCGACUCUACAGAUUCUUCCGCGGUUUUUCAAUUUUGUAUUUGAAAGUCUCUUUUUUGACUCUUCACCUCUUUUAUCUUUAACACCACAACGGUUAAAAAAAAUUAACAUUGUAAAUUGUGUUCGAGUUCUAUAUAAGUCCCGUGAUUAAAAAAAAGUGGCAGAGAGAUUGAGGUGCGUUUCAUCGGAUUCUGAGAUGCAGAGACGAGGUAGAUCGUCGGAAUUUCAUUUUAGAUCGGACACUCAUCGGAGACGGCGGCGUUGAAAAAAGGGUUUAUUUUACAGUAGAAGCUUCUCGAAUCGGUGUUUAUCUUCUUCAAUCUCCGAUUCGCUUCUCAGGUGUGAACAGUACAUUUUUAGUUUUUGUUUGGUGGUGAUCUGAUCUUUUUGGUUGGAUGUGAAAUGCAAAGAUCAAGGAGAGCUCUUCUGGUUAGAAGAAGAGUUUCUGAGACUAGUUCUAAUAAUAAUAAUGGAAGGAAUCGCUUCUACAAAGUUUCAUUGUCUCUUGUUUUUCUCAUAUGGGGGCUUGUCUUCUUAUCUACAUUGUGGAUCAGUCAUGUUGAUGGUGACAAAGGUAGGUCUUUAGUGGAUUCUGUGGAAAAAGGUAAACCAGAUGAUGAUAAGGCAAAUGAGACAGGUAAGCCUGUUGAUGCACCAUCACUAGCGUCUGCCUCUGUCCACUCUACUCCUGAUUUGAGUUCGGUCGGCGGUAAAGCCGCAGCCGGAGAAAUCAUCAUAUUGAAGCAAACAAAAGAAGAUGACACAACUGCUGGAAAUGUUACAGAAAAUAAAGACAGUAAGUUUGUGAAGCCAAGUCAGAUAAGUAAUAGCACAGCCACAGGUCAAGGGAAUGAUAGUGAGACGAGUGCUUCAAAGCUUGAUCAGCUAUCUCGUGCAGUCCCGCUUGGCCUUGAUGAGUUCAAGAGCAGGACGUCAAAUUCUAAAGACAAAUCUUUGUCAGGCCAAGUCAGCGGCGUGAUUCACAGGAUGGAACCUGGUGGCAAAGAGUACAACUACGCAGCUGCUUCAAAAGGUGCAAAGGUCCUAGCUUCUAACAAGGAAGCAAAAGGACCUUCAAGCAUCAUAACCCGGGACAAAGACAAGUAUCUCCGAAACCCGUGUUCUACUGAAGGCAAAUUCGUUGUCAUAGAGCUCUCAGAAGAAACGUUGGUGAACACAAUCAAGAUUGCAAAUUUCGAGCAUUACUCUUCCAACCUGAAGGAAUUUGAGAUCCUAGGCACCUUGGUUUAUCCGACUGAGACCUGGACUCAUCUAGGGAACUUCACGGCUUUAAACAUGAAGCAUGAGCAGAACUUUACACUCGUGGAUCCUCAAUGGGUGAGAUAUCUAAAGCUAAAUUUCCUAAGCCAUUACGGUUCAGAAUUCUACUGCACCUUGAGUUUACUAGAAGUCUACGGAGUAGACGCUGUGGAGAGAAUGCUGGAGGAUUUGAUAUCUAUCCAAGACAAAAACAUACUGAAACCACAAGGAGACACUGAGCAGAAAGAGAAGAAGCCAGUACAAGCGACAGAGUCCUCUGAAAGCGAUGAAAACAGGAGUAAACAGAAGGAGAAGGAACAAGAAACCUCACCAGAGGUUGCAGUUGUGAAAGCUGCAGUAUCAACUGAGAGAAAAAAGCUGCAAGAUCCUGUGGAAGAGAUAAAACAUCAACCAGGAAGCAGAAUGCCAGGGGACACGGUCCUGAAGAUACUGAUGCAGAAGAUCCGGUCGCUUGACGUGAGCUUAUCAGUGCUUGAGAGUUACUUGGAGGAACGGAGCUCAAGUUACGGGAAGAUAUUCAAGGAGAUGGACCUUGAGGCGAGCAAGAGAGAGAAGGAGGUGGAGACUAUGAGACUGGAGGUAGCGGGAAUGAAGGAGAGGGACGAGAAUACGAAGAAGGAGGCGAUGGAGAUGAAGGAGUGGCGGAUGAGAGUGGAGGCAGAGCUAGAGAAGGCUGAGAAUGAGAAAGAGAAAGUGAAGGAGAGGUUAGAGCAUGUGUUGGAAAGAAUGGAGUGGAUGGAGAAGAAAGGUGUGGUUGUGUUCACAAUCUGUGUUGGGUUUGGGGUUAUAGCAGUUGCAGCCGUGGUGCUCGGUAAGGGGAUAGGUCGAGCAGAGAAGCCAGGCUUGGCUUGGCUACUGUUAUUGAUAAGCUCGACAUUUGUUAUGUUCAUUUUGUCUCUUUGAUGAGAGAAGAGUUCUCAGUUUUGGUCUUUCUUUUUGUUUUCUAGAGUUUUUACUGUAGAGUUUUAGUUUGAGUCCUCUUUAUAUAGAGAAUUAGUACCCAAUAAAACUAUAGUAGGUUAACUUAUGCUGUGUCCAUAAGAUUUUAAUACAUGAGUUUUGGCCGGUUCAAUGGAAGAUUCGUAUUGUUCUGUUGUCCUUGAAAUUCCGGUUUAAUUCAA
This is a messenger RNA of Camelina sativa (false flax), 2473 nucleotides long. Its product is annotated as SUN domain-containing protein 4. NCBI's taxonomy places the organism in Eukaryota, Viridiplantae, Streptophyta, Magnoliopsida, Brassicales, Brassicaceae. The record is from RefSeq and is a predicted model, not a curated record. Gene Ontology annotation, biological process: protein folding in endoplasmic reticulum. Gene Ontology annotation, cellular component: membrane; cytoplasm.